Messenger RNA from Pungitius pungitius (ninespine stickleback), 775 nucleotides. Its product is annotated as regulator of G-protein signaling 5-like. Lineage: Eukaryota; Metazoa; Chordata; Actinopteri; Perciformes; Gasterosteidae. The record is from RefSeq and is a predicted model, not a curated record. Bases 108 to 686 code for a protein of 192 amino acids. The transcript has 5 exons.
UCUCACUCCUUCCCUGCGAGGUAGAAGGCAGGUAAAGGCGAGUUCUGUUUAAAGACACCACAGCAAACUUCUGUAACUGCUUUCAGGACACUUCCAAGGAUGUUAAAAUGUCAAAAUGUCUGUUUUCAAAGACUCGUUUCUCUAAAAUGAAAGAUAUGUGGCAAACUUUGAAGCAUCCCAAAAGGAUUGAUAUCAUUCAUAACCAAAGCGUGAGUAAGAAGGACUUCCAGUCCUUCAUUGGAGAAAGAAUAAAUGAUGACACAUAUCCUUCAAAACUCAGUUGGCAGUUGGAUGAUGAACUCCAACCGACGGAAAUAAUGCUUCAUGAUAAAAAAUAUUUAGCAGCAUUCCGCUGUUUCCUAAAGACUGAAUUCAGUGAAGAAAACAUCGAUUUCUGGUUCGCAUGUGAAGAAUUCAAGUCAACUGCUUCACCGGAGGACCUUCCCUGGAAAGCAUGGGAGAUCUACCAGGAGUUCAUCCAGCCUGCGGCCCCCCGAGAGAUCAAUGUUGAUCACCACAUUAAAGAGAAGAUCAAGAGGUCUUUGGAGAAGCCGAGCCUCUCCAGCUUCGAUGAGGCCCAGAAACACGUUUACCUGCUGAUGGAAAGAGACUCUUGCCCCCGAUUCCUCCACUCAGAGGCCUACCGGAGUCUGAAGUACAAAUCCAAGACUCGCUGGUACAUUUAGCUCACAACAAAGUUUCAAAAGGGCUUUACUGAUCUCAGCGCUUUGUCUCGCAUUUCGCUGAAUAAAUAAAAUAAAGAAGCUCGGAGCAA